Molecule: messenger RNA, 987 nt
Organism: Kwoniella mangroviensis CBS 8507
Lineage: Eukaryota; Fungi; Basidiomycota; Tremellomycetes; Tremellales; Cryptococcaceae
Exons: 4
Coding region: 1-987 (328 amino acids)
Biological process (GO): rRNA processing; U4 snRNA 3'-end processing; termination of RNA polymerase II transcription
Cellular component (GO): nucleus; nucleoplasm
Molecular function (GO): ribonuclease III activity
Source: RefSeq, a predicted model, not a curated record
AUGGAAUCAUUAUCACUUUCAUCUACCACUUCACCACUCAUUAUACCUUCUGAUAUACCUUUACCCCCUCUACCCAUCAUCCAAGAUGUCGAUAUCCAAAGAAAAGUAUUCACCCAUUCAAGUUUCAUCGCGAAGCCGAAAUACUCCAUAGAGUUAUUUGAAAAUGACGAAGAGUCAAGGGAUAAUGAAAAGCUGGAGUUGAUUGGAGAUUCUUUGCUGGGCUCCUCUGUACUGGGAUUAUUGCAAGACCUAUAUCCUAAUUUAAGCGUUGGACAAUCGACAAGAAUCAAAUCUUCCCUGGUCAGCAAUCCAACCCUCCGUGAAAUAUGCAGGAGAUAUCACCUGAACGAAAAGCUCAUAGCUCCUCCUGAACAAUUACCAACUUUGAUCAAUGGUGAAAAAGUCUUAGCCAACUUGUUCGAAGCGUAUAUCGCAGGUGUAUACUACUCCUAUCUCAAACAUGGUCCAGCUCCAACUUCGUCAAACUCAACAUUACCUACUCCACCUAGAUCACCAAAUCAACAUGCUCAUUCACUUUCUCCCUCCUCGUCUUCCUUGUCGGUGUACAUAUCCGCAUCAGGGGAAGCUUCCAGUCCUACUCGUGGUCAGGCAAUAGAUCAUUUAGAUCUAUGGCUCCGACCCUUAUUCCAACCUAUCGCAGAAUCAAUGUUAGAUCAAUUAAAACAACAACAAAUCGCCAAACAUCUCUUGAUAGAGAAUGAUGAAGAUGUCAACACGGAUAAAAACGCCAUAGGAGCUAAUUCGAGAUUGAAUCAAUGGUUCAUAUCGAAAGAGGGUGGAAUGCCAGAUUACGCUUCGAGCACAGCUGGGAUGCAGGGUUGGAAAACUUUAUGUACGGCUGUGGAUAGAUACGGAAAGAAUUGGUACGGCGAGGCCACGAGAUCGACCAAGAAAGCAGCUAUGGCAGUAGCAGCGUACAAGGUAAUCGUUCAAUUCGAACAGGAAAGACCAGAUUUCAAGGCGUGA